This is a messenger RNA of Miscanthus lutarioriparius, 525 nucleotides long. Lineage: Eukaryota; Viridiplantae; Streptophyta; Magnoliopsida; Poales; Poaceae. The record is from the annotation of a GenBank genome assembly.
AUGGAGUACGGCGUCGCCGGCGACUACGGGUACGGGUACGACGACCAGCAGGAUCCGCCGUCGUCCGGGGACGGGGACGAGUACGCGACGGUGCUGUCGGCGCCGCCGAAGCACUUUCGCGGGCGGACCAAGUUCCGGGAGACGCGGCACCCGGUGUACCGCGGCGUGCGGCGGCGCGGGCCGGCGGGGCGGUGGGUGUGCGAGCUCGCCGAGGACUCGUCGACCUCCUCGUCGUCCGCGCAGCAGGGUGCCGCCGUGCCCGCGGCGUCAACGUCCAUCACCCAGGCCUCGCCCGCGCCCUCGUCGUCGUCGUCGUCGGCGGCGUCGUACCAGGCGGACGCCGCGGCCGCAAUGUACGGCGGCGAGUACGCGUACGGUGCCGGCAUGGAGUUGGACCACUCGUAUUACUACGACGACGGGAUGGUGUGCGGGAGCGACUGGCAGAGCGGCGGCAGCGGGUGGCAUACCAAUAUGGACGGCGACGACGACGGCGCCGGCGACAUGACGCUCUGGAGCUACUACUGA